UUGACCAGGCGACACCUUCACCCUCUAACCGAACAAGCCCCAGCUGUCGUAGGAGACAAGAAGAAGUGGUGGGAGCUGCCAAGUGUCCCCCCAUUGCUAUACAGUUUCUUCAACAUUGACAUUUCCAUCCACUAACCUCCAACAGAUUGGAGUAAGCUGUCGCUUCGGCGUUCGCGUUUCUUUUCACACCACAACUCCUGUGUUUUUCACAAAAAACCUGGACUCUUUUAAAUUCUCGUGCUGUCCUCAUAUUACCUAGUAUCUAAAUGUGGCACUCAUCCAUCAUCAUUCAAGACACCAUCCGGGGAAGUGAAUAAGUUUUGUGCUCCGAAAAAUUCACCGAGUCUCGGGAAAAAUGGAAGAGCCCCUGAGCCGGCGGACGUCCACGUCGGGAGACAGUAACCUCUCGAGCCGCGACAUAAACUCCCCAACGGUGACCUCCCUGGACGACCGCCUCCUCGACAUUGCGUCGAAAGCCUCCCUCUCGAGCCUCCGCACACCGCCUACAAAAAAAGCAAAGCGAGUUCGUUUCUUCCGAAACGGUGACAAAUUCUACACAGGAGUGGUGAUGGCGGUGACCCCUGAGCGUUAUCGAAGCUUCGACAGUCUGGCGACCGACCUGACCCGUGCCCUGGUGUCCAGCGUGACCCUCCCCAGUGGUGUCCGCUGCAUCUACUCGAUGGACGGUCGCAAAGUCCAGAGCAUAACCGACCUCGAGGACGGCAAGUGCUACGUGGUAUCAGGCCAGGGUGAACUCUUCAAGAAGGUCGACUACUCCUCCUCCAAAGUCCGACGAGGAAGUUCACUCUCCGGUCUGCCACAGUCACCAGCUGGCACUGGCAGGCAGAUAAACGCCAUUCCAAGCUGCGUCAAGGCCAGAAUAAUAACACUAAUUCGUCACGGGACUAAACCCCGAAGAGUCCUGCGUCUGCUCCUCAACAAAAGAAAUGCUGCCAGUCUCGAGCACGUCCUGGAGGCCAUAACCGAGGUAGUUAAGCUCGAUUGUGGGGCUGUGAGGAGGGUCUACACACUCUCUGGGAAGCUUGUCAUCACUCUGGACCAGUUCUUCGAGAGCGAGGAGGUGUUCGUUGCCUAUGGCACCGAGAAGUCCACUCAGGAGGACUUCGAGCUCGACCCGGAGGAGUCGAAAUCCGUCCAGAGCUUCAGGAGGGGCCCCUCGGUGUCCAAGAGACAGGGGGGGCCCAUGCCAGUGAUGCCUAGGAAGACUGGCAAGAGGAACUUCAGCGCCCCUCAGGUGAGGACCCCCAGUCCAGCCUCGCUCAUGCUGCCUCAGCCCUUGAGGAUGCAUUACUCUGUGGGGCACGUCAUUGGGGACGGGAACUUCGCUGUUGUCAGACAUUGCGUGCAUAAACAGUCGGGGGCGGAGUACGCCAUGAAGAUUGUGGACAAGCACAAGUGCCAGGGGAAGGAGACCAUGCUGGCGAGCGAAGUGGCUAUUCUUCGACAAGUCUGUCAUCCUAAUAUCAUCAGUUUGAUUGGGGAGCAGGAGACCUCGGAUCAGCUUUUUCUGGUCAUGGAGCUUGUGAAGGGGGGCGAUCUGUUCGAUGCCAUUGCUGCUGUCACCAAGUUCACUGAGGCUGAGGCCAGUGUCAUGAUUGGGCAUUUGACCUCGGCACUGGCGUAUCUGCAUUCGCAUUAUAUUGUGCACAGGGAUGUCAAGCCCGAGAAUCUGCUGGUGGAGAUGGAGGGGAGCCAUGUUAGGUGUCUGAAGCUGGGGGACUUUGGGCUGGCGCAGGUGGUCAGGGAGCCAUUGUACACGGUGUGUGGGACACCCACGUAUGUCGCGCCUGAGAUUCUGGCGGAGACUGGGUAUGGACUCAAGAUUGAUGUAUGGGCAGCUGGAGUGAUACUCUACAUACUCCUGUGCGGAUUUCCCCCGUUCGUUUCUCUUGACAACGACCAGGAGGAAUUAUUCGAGAGGAUAUUGAGUGGACAGUAUGAGUUUACACCACCUUAUUGGGACCCCAUAUCUGAUUCUGCUAAGCAACUCAUCUCGAAUAUGCUGCAGGCACAGCCGGAGUUGAGAUUCAGUGCUGAGGAUGUGCUUGAUCAUCCAUGGCUCGUGAGCUUUCUAGGAGGCGAGCAAGCCCCAGGGAGAGGCAAAUCAUCCCUCGAAUCGUCGGAGCAACACUGGGAUAAGCAGUGUAAGCCGAUGAGAGUGGCGACAUUCGAGUUUGACUACAAGAAACAACGUUCCUCUAAAAAUGACGAAACACCUGAGAUCAAUACAACACCUAAGAGCAGGUGGUUCGAUGCCACGUUUACCACACCAUCAACCCCAAAGAGAGCCACCGACGAGACCGAUCACAUCAAUGGGAAUGGCAACGACGAGCCCAUAUCCCUGAGCUCCGAUUGCCUUCAGGACAUACGUGCAUUGACCUCAUCCCUCCACAAUCUCAUGGACAACAUGAACAUUACCAACGAUAUGUGCAAUAAAUCAUCAACAAUUGUCACGUCAAUAAACAGUAUUCCAGAGACUAAUUCAGCGAUGAAAAAUAACAAUGGCCAGUGCCAGAGUGAUAAAUCGUCAAAUUUACAUUCCAAUAAUCAGAGAAAUGGUAAUUCACUCUCUGAUAUUCAUUCCAGUAUAUCAACGACACCUGUACGUCGUAAUUAUCGCGGUAAUGAUACCCUUAAACCAGUGAAGUGCAAUAUUAGAGGUAGGGCACAGCGUAGGGAUUUAUACGAUACCAAUGGUGCAACUAAAAAUAUUAAGAGUACACUGAGACAAUCGUCGAUUGAUCGUUUGUCACUGUCCACAGAUUGUCUGAGUGCUGGUUCUGAUAAUAAUAUCGAAACAUCGGACAGUUUUGUUAAUAUACAAUUUGGUAAUGUCGGUAGGGAGCAGCACUUCAGCUCGAAUCAGAGUCUGGAGUUUUUAGAGAGCUUUGAGAAUGCUGGGUUUGAUAGGGGGAUUAGGAUUCCACAGUCUGGAGAAUCGAAAAUUCCAAAAACUCCGAGGUCUAAUGUUAGUCAAUUAACGAGACUGUCCCAAAUUCCUGUGCAAAUUAAUGGACAGAACUACUCGAGAGGACUUGAGAGAAAUGAGAAGAAGCCUGGGACGAAUGAAAGUGUUAAGUUGAGGGAGAAGAAGAGCGGUGGGAAUAGUGAGAAAGUUAGAAAACGAUUUAGUUAUGCUCCACAGUACUCCAAGAGACUUCAAGAACUCGAUAAUGGGAGGAUGAAUCGUACUGUUCCCAAUGGGAGAAAAUGCAGUUCCACUGAUGAAUUGAGAGAGGAUGAACAGAAGCCUGUGAAGAAUAAUAGAUACAGCUUGUAUUACACCCCACAACUUGCUAGAAAAACUUAUGAAAUGGAUAAUGGUGGGAAGAGCCCAGUGAAGACUAGUAGACCGAUUAGUUGGAAAAGUUCAGAGUAUAGGGAGGAAGGAGAAUCGAGUUUGAGUAAAAAUCGAAAUCGUAAAUCUGUCGAUGGAACAACUGUUGCCAGCAGAAGUAGAAAUAGCCGACAGUCGAUUCAUGUGAAGGCUGGUGUUGGAGGUAAUUUACCUAUUGGGAGAAGUAAGUGAGGAGUGGAUUGUGAACAGUCUGGUACUAUGGUAAAUGGAAAAAUAAUAACAUUGACUGCCAUUAAACGGCUUAGAAAAAUAGAAAAACUGUAUUAAAUUAUUGAAUUUUAUUCUCUUCUUUUCUUCCACUUUUGAAGGUAAAUUUGAUAAUUUUUUUUCAGUUGAAUCAAUUAAUUUGCAUUUUCUUUUCGAUCUCGACUGUGUGAUAAUAUCGAAGCAGUCGAGAAGUGGAGAAUUCUGGAAAUAAUUUCGUCAGUUUUUUCGACGUAUCCACUACUGAAAUCAUUGAAAUCAUUCUCUUCUGGUUCUAUUCGAAAUCUUAUGUCGAUCGAUAACACUAGGCAAUGUGCAGAUCGGUCUAUAGCAGAUGAUAAUAAACGUGGUUUAAGGGCAGAGGACGAAUUAUAUCGGUUACAGGGAAUGAUAAUGAAUGUUGAAUGUUGCUCAUGCAUUUAAUGUCAAGUGAUAAAAAUAGAUAUUUUUGUAUUCGCAGUUAACCAUUUAUCAAACUGAAAUAUCGACUCUUGAGAGGGGUUGAGGUACGAUCAAAUUUCAUAGAGUUGAAGAAUUCUACAACUUUACUGCACAUUUUAUUUCAUAAAAAAUGUCCGAUAGAAACAUUGAACAUUUUUGUUGAAGAUAAAAAUGUACAGAUGAACUGCUUCUAAUAGAAUAGAAAGUUCAAUAGAAUUUUCUAAAAAAUUCUUCUGUGAAAUUUUAUCGUACGUCUUGGUAUCGGUUGACGUCAGGAGCUGCGGAAAAAGGGCUAGACAUAAUUCGUAUAUUUAUUUUUGUAGAGAUGAGAGAUGACUCGAAAUUGUCAAGUGUUUUCGUCCUCUGUUGUCUGUCCAAAUUGUCGUGAAACACGUCUUUUGUUGCAUUAAUGUUUUUAUACCGCCUACAAUUACCUUCUCAUAACUGUUGUAAAUAUAUUCAAUCAAGUCGCUGUAAGUUGUAGAUAAAUUCGGAUUAAUUUGAGAUUAACCAGUGGAAAUAGGCGAAUUUACGUACUUUUUUCAAGGAAUUAAUUAGAUUAGUUGAGGAUUGGACGCGUGGCAUUUGUUGUAGGUUUUUUUUCUGUAGUUUUUUAAAUAAGUGAUUCACGCCAAAUAUUAAUGAACAAGGGAGGAUGUAUUUAUAACGUAUUAUUAUUGUAAUUAUGAUUGUAUGAGUAUACUUAAUUAUUAAUAAACAUUUAUAUUCGCUGA
This is a messenger RNA of Diachasma alloeum, 4758 nucleotides long. RefSeq names its product serine/threonine-protein kinase GA29083. The record is from RefSeq and is a predicted model, not a curated record. Lineage: Eukaryota; Metazoa; Arthropoda; Insecta; Hymenoptera; Braconidae. The coding region runs from base 356 to 3550 and encodes 1064 amino acids. The transcript has 5 exons. Gene Ontology annotation, molecular function: ATP binding; protein kinase activity. Gene Ontology annotation, biological process: protein phosphorylation; intracellular signal transduction.